UUCAUCGCAACCAAGCCGCACACACACACACACACCAAGAGGCAUCCAUUCGGAGCAGCCGGUCUUCUCGCUGUCGCGAAACCGCAAUUAACCUCCAGCUCGCUACGCUCCGCAUCGCUUAAGUUAAGUGUGAUCGGAUAAUAUAAUCGUUUAUCCUCGACAUGGUUGGGAGCAGCCCCAUGCAGGCGAUGCUGACGGCGCCCGGGGUGAAGGACCGGAAGGUGCUGGCGUUCAAGCGGGACGCGCUCAAGGACAAGGACGCCGUGUCGGGCCUCCUGCGCUCCAUCGCCGCCCGCGACGCCGUGCGCAGCGCCUUCUACGUCUUCGACCUCGCCAGGGUCGUCGACCUGCACAGGGGCUGGCGCCGCGCGCUCGCCGGCGUGCGGCCCUGCUACGCCGUCAAGUGCAACCCGGAGCCUGCGCUGCUCGGCGCCCUGGCCGCGCUCGGCGCGGGCUUCGACUGCGCCAGCCGCAGGGAGAUCGAGGCCGUGCUCGCGCUGGGCGUCGAGCCCGGGAGCAUCGUGUACGCCAACCCGUGCAAGCCCGAGGCGCACCUCGAGUACGCGGCGUCCGUCGGCGUCAACCUCGCCACCUACGACUCCGAGGAGGAGGUGGCCAAGGUCAAGCGCUGCCACCCGGGCUGCGAGCUCAUCCUCCGCAUCAAGGGCCCCGACGGCGGCGACGUCAGGGUCGACCUGGGCACCAAGUACGGCGCGCACCCGGAGGAGGUCGUGCCGCUCCUGCGCGCCGCCCAGCGCGCGGGGCUCAACGUGGCCGGCGUCUCCUUCCACGUCGGGAGCGGCGCGUCCAACACGGACGUGUACCGCGGCGCCAUCGAGGCGGCCCGCGGGGUGUUCGACGCGGCCGCCGCGCUCGGCAUGCCGCCCAUGCGCGUGCUCGACAUCGGGGGCGGCUUCAUGGCCGGCCCGGCCUUCGAGGAGGCGGCGGCGGUCAUCAACGGCGCGCUCGAGAAGUACUUCGGCGAGCUUCCCUGCGUGGAGGUGAUCGGCGAGCCCGGCCGGUACUUCGCCGAGACGGCAUUCACGAUGGCGGCGCGCGUCAUCGGGAAGCGCACGCGCGGCGAGGUGCGCGAGUACUGGAUCGACGACGGCCUCUACGGCACCCUCAGCUGCAUCCCCAUGGAUCACUACGUGCCGCGGCCGAGGCCGCUCGCUGCGUCGCGGCCCGGCGAGAAGACGUUCACCUCGACGGUGUUCGGGCCGACGUGCGACUCCCUGGACACGGUGGUGACCGGGUACCAGCUGCCGGAGAUGAGCGUGGGCGACUGGCUCGUGUUCGACGACAUGGGCGCCUACACCACCGCGUCCGGCUCAAACUUUAACGGCUUCUCCACGUCCGACAUAAACAUAUACUUGGCUUACUCCAGCUAGGGAACCGAAGAACCACCCACAUCCAAGCAUGGGCACUUAAACACCUUUUUUUGAUUGGUUUUAUCUACGUACGGAAAACAGUUGUAAUUACGUACACAAAUGUAGGUGCUCUGUUGCUUUCGUUUAGCUGAUUUUCUAAUUUCUAUAUGUAUCAAAUGUGAAAUAAAUUAUUAUCGGCAAUUUAUAUUUU
Brachypodium distachyon (stiff brome) is the source of this 1581-nucleotide messenger RNA. RefSeq names its product ornithine decarboxylase-like. Gene Ontology annotation, molecular function: ornithine decarboxylase activity. Lineage: Eukaryota; Viridiplantae; Streptophyta; Magnoliopsida; Poales; Poaceae. Gene Ontology annotation, cellular component: cytoplasm. The record is from RefSeq and is a predicted model, not a curated record. The transcript has a single exon. Bases 162 to 1391 code for a protein of 409 amino acids.